Messenger RNA from Nasonia vitripennis (jewel wasp), 1731 nucleotides. RefSeq lists its product as uncharacterized. Gene Ontology annotation, biological process: apoptotic DNA fragmentation. Gene Ontology annotation, molecular function: RNA endonuclease activity; nucleic acid binding; metal ion binding. The transcript is spliced from 4 exons. Lineage: Eukaryota; Metazoa; Arthropoda; Insecta; Hymenoptera; Pteromalidae. Bases 337 to 1560 code for a protein of 407 amino acids. Gene Ontology annotation, cellular component: mitochondrial inner membrane; nucleus. The record is from RefSeq and is a predicted model, not a curated record.
CUUCGGGAUUCGGAAGGAAUGGCUUGAUCAUUUGAUCCAGUUAUAUAUUUUCCCUGAAAAGCUGCAGCGACGCGGAGUUUAUAACGAAAGCUCUCGCGAGCGCCGGCAUAAAGCUCCCUUUCCUCGCAGUCGAAAUAAAAGGAAAUGAUAAUAACGUUGCGUUACGUAUAGAGAUUACGUAAGCGUACACCACGUGUCGAGGGUCUCGAAAGCUGGAGAAUCGAUAAUGAGUCGAUAAGCCCCUCGUCGAACUUUCGACGUUCCGAUAAGCUCACGGCUAUAUAUAAUAGGUGAAAGUCCCGCCCGCGUCGACUGCUUCUAGUCUACGAUCUCACGAUGACCGCCAGUGUAACCGGGCUGCUGCUGAUCCUACUCCUUGGACUCGUCUCUGCGCAGACGGAGUCGUGGAAGAGCUGCGAGUUCGAUCCGGCCAAGGACCUGAACUACACGCAGGUGCUGUACCUGCACCCGAACGAGACGAGCUUCCUGUUCCCCGUGACGCCCGACAAGUUGCUUCUCUCCGGCGAUGGACCCGUGCUCAGAGUCGCCUGCCCCUCCGGAACCAUCUCCAUCCGCGACAAAGUCACCAGCCUCAGCUCGGUGCUGGUCGAGUGCAUGGGCGGCAAGGCAGUGAGGGUCAGCGGAACCUUCUUCUUCGGUCCUCUGAGCGACAUCGGCUGCACCGGUGUUCCAGCCGACGCCGUGGCUCAGCUGACCGAUCGCAAGACUGCGACCGGUAAAAAGCUGUGUGAGAUCGGUUACCAGGUCGGUCCCCUGGACUUUGUCCCAGUCGUCGACAGCAUCGCCGUCGGUCACGCACCCAACGGUGGACUCUUCCCGAGAUGGGUACAUUACGGACUCGUCAAUGUACUGCAGACCAGACCGACCGACUCCGAAGCCGUCACCCUGAAGAAGGGAGAGCUGUCACAGGACCUGGCUUACGAGCUGGUGUACGACAUUGGCGAGCAGAGGAACAGUUUCUUCGAGGACUUCGAGGACGAGGAGAUCGUCGAGAAGUACCUGCCCGAGAACGGCACCGAGUACUUUGUCGCCGCGCAGCUGAUAAGCCGCGAGGACCUGUACUACGAGGUUCAGCAGAGCGCCACAGCCUUCUACGAACUGACCACUCCGGCCUGGCAGAGCGUCGCCAACGGCAACUGGAAGCUCGUCUCCCAGGCCGUCCGCGAACUCGCCCAGCAGAACCUAGCCGACAUCCAGGUAUGGUCAGGUAUAUACCUGACGCUGUACCUGCCCAACGCCGACGACAAGAACGUCUACGUCAAACUGCCCGAGAGGCUCCGACCGGCCCAGUUCCUCUUCAAGUACGUCCUGGACCAGAGCAACAAGCGCGGAGUCGUCUUCGUCACCGUGAACAACCCCUUCCUCACCGCGGCCACCCCGAACAACGUCAUCUGCGAACCUCUGCCGAGCUGCGACCUCAAGUACCCCGAGUUCGCCGACUUCGCCAAGGGAUACACCUACUGCUGCAGCUUGAAGGACUUCAAGCGUCACGCCCAGAAAUUGGGAUUACCAACUUUCCAAGACAUCGAGACUUUCUAAACGACUGUAUUCACGGGAUUUAUACGACGAUACGACGUGCGUGCGAUGAGUGUGUCCUCCUAGCUUUAAGCCAGACCUUUUAGUAUUACGACGAGCUUCUUCUCUCGAACGAGCAAUAAACGAAGUGUAUUGUAAAAGAAGGAAAAUCUGGCGAAGAAAAAAUGAAUCACU